AGGCUAGGCUACAGCGGCCGGCAGAGGAUCGUGUGCUCCAGUGCUCUGCCUGCGAAGGAGAGGUUUCUGUUGUCAGACUGAGUUAGUUCAGGUGGUCCAGAGUCUGCUGAGCGCAGUGGAACCGGAAAGGCGAUGAAUUACUAGUGCGCUUUCGCUUUGACAGCGGAGGCGGAAAAGUGAGAGGGUCUGCCAUUGGCUGGACUAGGUAACCAAACCCUUGCAACAGCAGAAAGCUCCCUGCGGGAGGAGCUCCGCACGCAGAGGAGGAGCCAGGUUAGCCCCUGAGAAGUUGGGACACUGUCCUCCGUAGAUAAGAGGCAGAGCCCGGCAGGAAUCCCCUCCGCUUGCUGAUUGGAAGCUUGGGGAGCAGCCUCAUGGAAGAGAAGCAGAUCCUGUGCGUGGGGCUGGUGGUGCUGGACAUCAUCAAUGUGGUGGACAAAUACCCAGAGGAAGACACGGACCGCAGGUGCUUAUCCCAGAGAUGGCAGCGUGGAGGCAACGCGUCCAACUCCUGCACUGUCCUUUCCUUGCUUGGAGCCCGAUGUGCCUUCAUGGGCUCGUUGGCCCCUGGCCAUGUUGCCGAUUUUGUCCUGGAUGACCUCCGCCGACAUUCUGUGGAUUUACGAUAUGUGGUCCUUCAGACCAAGGGCUCCAUCCCCACUUCUACAGUCAUCAUCAACGAGGCCAGCGGCAGCCGCACCAUCCUGCAUGCCUACAGGAACCUGCCAGAUGUGUCUGCUAAGGACUUUGAGAAGGUCGAUCUGACCCAGUUCAAGUGGAUCCACAUUGAGGGCCGGAAUGCAUCGGAACAGGUGAAGAUGCUGCAACGGAUAGAAGAGUACAACGCCAAGCAGCCUGUGCCACAGAAGGUCCGGGUGUCGGUGGAGAUAGAGAAGCCCCGGGAGGAGCUCUUCCAGCUCUUCAGCUAUGGUGAGGUGGUGUUUGUCAGCAAAGAUGUGGCCAAGCACCUGGGGUUCAAGUCAGCAGUGGAGGCCCUGAGGGGCUUGUAUAGUCGUGUGAAGAAAGGGGCUACGCUUGUGUGUGCCUGGGCUGAGGAGGGUGCCGACGCCCUGGGCCCUGAUGGCCAGCUGCUGCACUCAGAUGCCUUCCCACCACCCAGAGUAGUAGACACUCUUGGAGCUGGAGACACCUUCAAUGCCUCUGUCAUCUUCAGCCUCUCCAAGGGAAACAGCAUGCAAGAGGCCCUGAGAUUCGGGUGCCAGGUGGCUGGCAAGAAGUGUGGCUUGCAGGGGUUUGAUGGCAUUGUGUGAGAGGUGAGCGGUGAGAGGCACCAGCUCUAUACCUCAGAGGCUGGCACCAUUGCCUGCCAUUGCCUUCUCCACUUCAUCCAGCCUGGUACCUGGCUGUCCAGUUCCCUGAGAAGAUGUAGGCUGUGGAAUGGACUCUGCCUGUGUCUGCAUUUCUGUUUAUCUGUCUCCUCUCUGCAAAUACCUGGAGCAAAUAAAUCUUUCCCUGAGCCAG
Molecule: messenger RNA, 1482 nt
Organism: Arvicanthis niloticus (Nile rat)
Lineage: Eukaryota; Metazoa; Chordata; Mammalia; Rodentia; Muridae
Gene: Khk
Product: ketohexokinase
Biological process (GO): fructose metabolic process
Molecular function (GO): ketohexokinase activity
Source: RefSeq, a predicted model, not a curated record